Molecule: messenger RNA, 314 nt
Organism: Medioppia subpectinata
Lineage: Eukaryota; Metazoa; Arthropoda; Arachnida; Sarcoptiformes; Oppiidae
Source: the annotation of a GenBank genome assembly
AUGCUUUCAGUCAUUGCAUCAAAUGAUAAAAUAUCCAAAAACGAAGUUUUGGACAAUUCUCGUCCCGUUUGGUGGCAGAAAAAAGUCGAUAAAAGACCCGCUUUAGUGGUCAGCGAUGAACCGAUGGGUACUGGAGUCCCGACGUGGAAAGAGAUCGAUAUGUUUAGCUCCGAAGUGAGGAAAGGCCGGAGUUAUGCCUUCAGCGCCUCUCAUAGCGCUUCCCUCAAUACUAAUCAUUUGGUUACUUCGCUUCUCAUCAUAGUAUUCGUCAAUUUAUUUUCAUUUUUAAUAUAAGUUUCUUUUCGCUAUAUUUU